AUGAAUGAAAUGGAGAAUAAGGCUAGUCGUGGUUCCUUGCCUCCUGGAAUUAAUGAUGAUAUUACGUCUGAUAACGUAGUAAAUACUGUUACAUUAGACGAACCUUUAACAGUUAACGAACGAGUAUUUUUAUUUUUUCGUAUACAUUGGAAAGGCGUUCUGAGUUUAAUUGUUCCAUUAAUUUUAAUACCAAUACAUAUUUCAUUCCCUUCUGAAAAAUACCAGUGGUGUGCCUACACUUUAGUACUGAUGGCUAUAUUUUGGAUAACCGAGUGUAUUCCGUUGGCUGUAACAUCAUUUUUACCAAUAAUAAUAUUUCCCUUAACUGGUAUUAUGAGUACAACUGAAACGUGCAGUUGUUAUAUGAACGAUACAAUAAUGAUGUUUUUGGGCAGUAUGAUGCUGGCUUACGCCAUUGAACAAUCUGGUUUUCAUAUGAGGCUUGCCCUUCAUGUUAUCCGCGCUGUUGGCUACUCUCAUUACAGGUUAUUGUUUGCAAUGUGUUUCACUACAAUGUUUGUUUCGAUGUGGAUAACAAACACAGCAGCCACUACGAUGAUGGUUCCGAUCAAUUUCGCUCUUCUUCAAGUAUUCGAAGACCAAAAUAUACUUAAAAUAUACGACAUCGGAGCCGAUGGGGAAAAGGUAGCAUCGGAUAUAACGACUUGCUAUUUUUGUGCUGCUACGUUUUCAGCAACGAUAGGUGGCGUUGGAACGUUGGUGGGAACAGCUACUAAUUUAGUGUUUAAAGGACUAUUCUCUAGAAUGUACCCAGAAGCGCCCGAAUAUUUAUCAUUUCCAAAAUUUUCCGCUUUUGCGAUACCUUAUAUGCUGGUAAUGGAGAUCUUCCUGUAUUUAUACCUUCUCGUGGUAUAUCUAGGUUAUUUGAGGCCAAACAGUGAAGCCGCUAAAAAAGCUAGAAUGACACCAUCGGGAAUAGAAGCGGCUAAAAUAGCAGUUAAUGAUAAUUUGGAAAAACUUGGGCGCAUAACAUUUUGGGAAAUACUUGUCAUAAUUCUAUUUAUUAGUGCUAUUUUAUUGUUCUUUUGUCGUACCCCACAAAUAUUUACCGGUUGGGGUGACAUUAUACCAUUGUAUUUCGAUAUCGAGGACAAAAAAUUCGUGAACGAUUCAGCAGCGGCUUUGUUGAUUGGAUUCUUGAUGCUUUUGUUACCAUCUUCACUGAAAUUUUUUGAAAAUUUCAGUGCAAAAUAUUAUGGUGAUUUACCAAAUAAAAGAAUACCAUCAGUCCUUUUAUGGGAAAAAGUAAACGAAGUAAUGCCAUACAGUUUUAUGUUUCUAUUAGGCGGUGGAUUUGCUCUUUCGAAUGCUGCGAAAAAGGAUUACACUGAUUUAAAUGGAAAAAUUGGUACUAUGCUUAGAAAUUUAAAGGACUUGCCAAAUAGUUUAAUUAUAUUUUUAAUUAUUAUUUUCACCGUUUUCACUACGAAUUUUGCAUCAAAUGUCGCAGUUUGUAAUGUGAUUACUCCGAUUGUUAUGCAACUGGCGAAAGAAAUAAACCAAAACCCUUUGUGGUACAACGUAGCUGCAGGAUUUUCUUCUUCUUAUGCUCUAUGCCUGCCAGUCGGCACACCAGGAAAUCUAAUAGUUCAAAGCGCUGCUAAUAUUCCAACAUCUAAAAUGAUAAAAGCCGGUGUUGGACCAUCGGUGCUAACUAUCACAAUAACUUGGUUGAGUGUGUAUUGUUGGGCGCCAGUUAUUUGGCCAGAUUUGCUAACGUUACCCAAUUGGAUAGAAUGA
This is a messenger RNA of Melitaea cinxia (Glanville fritillary), 1761 nucleotides long. Its product is annotated as protein I'm not dead yet-like. Gene Ontology annotation, cellular component: membrane. The coding region runs from base 1 to 1761 and encodes 586 amino acids. NCBI's taxonomy places the organism in Eukaryota, Metazoa, Arthropoda, Insecta, Lepidoptera, Nymphalidae. Gene Ontology annotation, molecular function: citrate transmembrane transporter activity; succinate transmembrane transporter activity. The record is from RefSeq and is a predicted model, not a curated record. Gene Ontology annotation, biological process: citrate transport; monoatomic anion transmembrane transport. The transcript is spliced from 15 exons.